This is a messenger RNA of Brachypodium distachyon (stiff brome), 1317 nucleotides long. RefSeq lists its product as uncharacterized. The transcript has 2 exons. Lineage: Eukaryota; Viridiplantae; Streptophyta; Magnoliopsida; Poales; Poaceae. The record is from RefSeq and is a predicted model, not a curated record. Bases 1 to 1317 code for a protein of 438 amino acids. Gene Ontology annotation, molecular function: DNA-binding transcription factor activity.
AUGGCCGCGCGAAAGGCCUACCACCUCCAGGCGGCUGAGGCGGCGGCGGCGAAUAAUCCGCCGAUGAAAGUGGCGCCGCGGAAGGACGUCCAGGCUCAGGCUGCUGCUGAGCUCUCGGUCAAUUGGACCGUGACGGGCAAGCGCGGGCGCCUGCCACUGGCAUCCGCAGGCGCCGCCGGGAGCGCCGCGUCGUCCUCGUCCGUGACGACGGCGCUGGACUUGGAGUCGUCCUUCUGCAGCGAGGACGAGGAGGCCGCGAUGAUUCUCGUGCAGCUGUCCGGGCAGGAGGAGCGCGGCCCCGGGGAUGAUGAAUCAGAAGAGGAGAUGCUUGUCCCCGUUGCUGAGCACCAGAUUGCGCCCGCGGCCGUUUCUGAGCACGAUAUCGUACAACAAGCCGAUCGGCUACCAGCUGAACAUGUCGCCGGGGUCCAGGACGUCGCCAUGCUCGACGCCGACGCGCCGGAACCGGAAGUCGAGCAGCCUAUGGUACCAGACGACCAUGUCUCUGGCGCCGCCGGCGCGUCGGCGUUGCUGCCUAUGAUGCCAGGCGCCCAUGUCUCUGGCGGCGCCGCGUUGCAGGUGCAGCAAGCUGACAAGUGCUCUGCGCCGCCAAUGGAGCAUACGUUCGGCAUCAUCACGGAGUCCUCCCUGGCGGCGGCGAUCGAGCAGGCUCCAGCUCCUCACGAUCCGCAGCCGUCGCGGGCGACAGAAUCCUUCCUCCGGACGCCAACGAGGCCGCGCAUACCGUCGCCGGCGUCGACCCGGAGGUUCGUGUGCCCGAGGUGCGACAAGAAAUUCCCCACCUACCAAGCGCUCGGCGGCCACAUGGCGAGCCACAACAGAGCCAACAAGUACGGCGCCGACGGGCCGCAGCACCAACAGCUGGUCGCCCAGCUCGCCGUCGCCCGCGCGGCGCAGCAGAGCCUCAGGGCGAGCAACGCAAACACCGCUGGUACUGGUACCACCAACAGCGGGCGCCGGAGCAUGACGAACCUGCCGCCGCCGCCCAAGGAGCCGAUACUGCUGGCGCCGCCCGCGGUGCACCCGUGCUCCCGGUGCGAGCUCGUCUUCCGCACCGGCCAGGCGCUCGGUGGCCACAUGCGCAGGCACUGGAUCGCGGACAAGGUGCGGGCGGACGCGGCCGAAGCCAGAGCCGCCAUGGAUGCAGCGGCCGGGGAAGCCGUCCCGGCUGCAGAAGCCGCCGUGCAAGCAGCGGCAGCGGAAGCCGUCGUGGCUGCUGCUGCCUCGGUACCGGCGGCAGCGCCCAGGGGUGAGCCCCUGGAUUUUGACCUUAACGAGAUGCCCGGUGAAGAAUGA